Molecule: messenger RNA, 1707 nt
Organism: Mesoplodon densirostris (Blainville's beaked whale)
Lineage: Eukaryota; Metazoa; Chordata; Mammalia; Artiodactyla; Ziphiidae
Product: gamma-aminobutyric acid receptor subunit rho-2
Exons: 7
Coding region: 278-1405 (375 amino acids)
Biological process (GO): monoatomic ion transmembrane transport; nervous system process; signal transduction
Cellular component (GO): neuron projection; synapse; membrane
Molecular function (GO): GABA-A receptor activity; neurotransmitter receptor activity; extracellular ligand-gated monoatomic ion channel activity
Source: RefSeq, a predicted model, not a curated record
CGGAGGUGGACGUGUUGCCCUUCAAAUUCUGCAGGUCUCUGCGCGCCAGCGCCCGCCGGGAGCACAGCUUCCCGGCUCACUCCUUGGCAGCGCCCAGCAGGCUCAGGCGGGCACCGGAGCGUCCUUGAAGAAGCCUCGUUUCAGCUGAGACCUGACAGCUGUAGGGAGGGCCAAGCAAGAGCGCGUACGAGGUCUCUGAGGCAGAAGAACAGGGAAUUUGGAAACUGAAAGAGUGGCCGACAAAACGGGGAAGAGAGGGGCUGCAGAGGACUUCACCAUGACCCUCUACCUGCGGCAUUACUGGAAGGAUGAGCGGCUGGUCUUCCCCAGCACCAGCAACAAAAGCAUGACCUUCGACGGCCGGCUGGUGAAGAAGAUCUGGGUCCCCGACGUUUUCUUCGUUCACUCCAAAAGGUCCUUCAUCCACGACACCACCACGGACAACAUCAUGCUGAGGGUGUUCCCGGAUGGGCAGGUGCUGUACAGCCUGAGGAUUACAGUCACUGCCAUGUGCAACAUGGAUUUCAGCCACUUUCCCCUGGACUCCCAGACCUGUUCUUUGGAGCUGGAAAGCUAUGCAUAUACAGAUGAAGAUCUGAUGCUGUACUGGAAGAAUGGGGACGAAUCCCUGAAAACAGAUGAGAAGAUCUCCCUGUCUCAGUUUCUGAUUCAGAAAUUCCACACCACUUCCAGACUGGCCUUCUACAGCAGCACUGGCUGGUACAACCGUCUCUACAUUAACUUCACGUUGCGGCGCCACAUCUUCUUCUUCUUGCUGCAAACCUACUUUCCCGCCACCCUGAUGGUCAUGCUGUCCUGGGUGUCCUUCUGGAUCGACCGCAGAGCUGUGCCCGCCAGAGUUUCACUGGUGGCUGAACUAAAGCUGGAUGCUGCAGGGAUCACCACGGUGCUGACCAUGUCCACCAUCAUCACGGGGGUGAACGCCUCCAUGCCCCGCGUGUCCUACGUCAAGGCCGUGGACAUCUACCUCUGGGUCAGCUUCGUGUUCGUGUUCCUCUCGGUGCUGGAGUACGCGGCCGUCAACUACCUGACCACCAUGCAGGAGCGGAGAGAGCGGAAGCUGCAGGAGAAGUUCCCAUGCAUGUGUGGAAUGCUCCACUCAAGAACCAUGAUGCUGGGUGGAAGCUACAGUGAGUCUGAGGCCAACAGCCUGGCCGGGUACCCGAGAAGCCAUAUUCUGACAGAAGAAGAAAGGCAAGACAAAAUCGUGGUCCACCUGGCCCUGAGCAGUGAAUCCAACUCCUCCAAGAAGAAGGGGCUUCUGAAGGGCCAGGUGGGUCUUCGCAUCUUCCAGAACACCCACGCCAUCGACAAAUACUCCCGGUUGAUAUUCCCAGCUUCCUACAUAUUUUUCAACUUAAUUUAUUGGUCAGUGUUUGCCUAGGGGCUCUGAGGCUAUGCCUGGGGAAGGGCACGGACAUCUCUGGUGUCUGGCCGGCCGCCCACACGUGGACCUGCUGAGCGUGACCCCCUCACAGACAGAGCAGCAGCCCCUGGACCACCGCGAGCAGCAUCCUGGCUCCCGGAGGAGCCCAGGAGCCCUCCAGCUGCCCUCCCCCAGGUCUCAUGGGCUUGCUCAUCGUGGGCUUGCUGUGUUGUGUCCCAUUUCUUGCCGCUCUGGGACUGUCUUCUUCUGUUCUCGUGUGUGAACAGGUUCAUGAGAGCCUCCCUCCAAUAAAAAAAGAC